Messenger RNA from Cucumis sativus (cucumber), 702 nucleotides. Its product is annotated as germin-like protein subfamily 2 member 2. The transcript has 2 exons. Gene Ontology annotation, cellular component: plasmodesma; cell wall. Gene Ontology annotation, molecular function: manganese ion binding. The coding region runs from base 1 to 702 and encodes 233 amino acids. Gene Ontology annotation, biological process: plasmodesmata-mediated intercellular transport; regulation of root development. The record is from RefSeq and is a predicted model, not a curated record. NCBI's taxonomy places the organism in Eukaryota, Viridiplantae, Streptophyta, Magnoliopsida, Cucurbitales, Cucurbitaceae.
AUGGAUGCAUCCAAAGCUCUUGUGUCCUUAGUCUUGUUUAUCGCAGCUACAACAAUUCCGAGUUUCCAUGCCUUCGACCCUGACUCGCUUCAGGACUUAUGCGUCGCUGACACUUACAAAGGGAUAAAAGUGAAUGGAUUCCCAUGCAAGGAGGACUCCAACAUAACAGCCUCAGACUUCUUCUUCGCUGGACUAGCAACCCCCGCCCCCAUCAACAACUCCGUUGGGUUCGCCGUCACGCAAGCCAAUGUUGACAGCCUCCCCGGCCUCAACACCCUCGGCAUUUCCCUCAACCGUGUCGAAUACUCGCCAAACAGUGGUCUAGUUCCUCCCCACACGCACCCACGCGUCACCGAGAUCAUCUUCGUCCUUGAAGGCCAACUCGAUGUUGGAUUCAUAACCACUGCCAACAAACUUAUUUCCAAGACCAUAAAAAAAGGUGAAGUCUUUGUCUUCCCCAUAGGCCUACUCCAUUACCAGCAGAACAACAAGGAUAAACCUGCUUCCGCUGUCGUGGCCUUCAACAGCCAGCUGCCCGGAAUAUUGGUUGUUGCACCCGCCUUGUUUUCCUCCUCUCCAGCCAUCGACAAUGACGUUCUUGCUAGAACUUUCCAGAUUGGGACUGAUAAGGUGGCAGAGAGAUUAAAUCAAGGUUUUCUCCGUGCUAAGAAGAUAAGUGAGACCACCGUUUAUAUGUAUUAG